Messenger RNA from Patiria miniata (bat star), 2075 nucleotides. RefSeq names its product oligodendrocyte transcription factor 3-like. Gene Ontology annotation, molecular function: protein dimerization activity. The record is from RefSeq and is a predicted model, not a curated record. Bases 817 to 1698 code for a protein of 293 amino acids. The transcript has a single exon. Lineage: Eukaryota; Metazoa; Echinodermata; Asteroidea; Valvatida; Asterinidae.
AAGCUCAGGGGACUACACCGACCGGCUUGCGCGUAUAAAACCCCCACGUUCACUCACCCGCCGCACCGUCUGGCUGUCUGAGAACGCGCACGAGUAUCUUCUCGUCUCGUCUUGAUUCUCAAGCCCCUCUGAAGAGAUUUUGAUGGUUAAAAAUCAACAGUGGCGUUGGGUCUCGUGCUAGAGUGCCGGCACGUCGACGAAGCUUGUCCCCGUGGCUCGACGGCGGAGGAAAAGCGGCACAUCCACAGCCCUGCUCCCGUUUUGCCCCGUCGAAUGCUAAACGGCCAAACUGGACCUUUUAAAUCGGCGGCGUUUUUGGAGUGCCUGGCCAUUGCGUGCCGCCGGUCUGUGUGAUGACUUUUUCACGAGGAUAGCAAACAACCAAAGGAGUGCAGCACUUCAGUGUGGAGUGGAAGGGACAGACCGACCAACGGACUACCGAAAACACGCUGGACUGGCACUGCUGUAGAAAGAGUCAUUACACUUUCUUCAUUGUGGCAAAUUCAAGUUUGGUUCUGUGCAGAUCAAACAGCAGGACCGAUUGUCUGUAUCCGGCGAUAAACACGGAAACAACCAGAGGAACAGCGCGUCGAUGAGACAACGGCAUACCGUAAGACAUUAUUGAUUGUGACAAACACAGGGAAGUACGCUUACAGUUAAACAACUUAGUCGGUGCGGAUUUUGCAUUUUGAGCUUUAAUAUUUAUACCAAAUGGCUACGAUUGUGCCGACACUAUAAAGACUGUGAAAGAAAGAUAUGUUCAUCUCUAUUAGAUAAACGAUUGUUUUAGUGACAUUAUUAUAGGCGUAAAGAAUCAUGUCUUGGGACGAUAGCUACGGCCGGUACGUGAGUCAGGAGAGGUCAGGGGUCACCGGUGCGUCGGACAUGGUGGACACUGAACGUCAGUUGAACAUGGCUUCGACACUGGACAAAAUGAUCGACACGGCGGUCAAGAUGGACGACAUGCGAUGGGGCGCUGGGGAGGAUCGUCAGUCGCACGGGCUCGUCGGUUAUCACGAGAUCUGCUCCGACGGGAACUCGUCCUCCACAGACUCGGACGAGGUCCACCACCAUCGGCUGUCAUCGCGAGAUGACGCGAGAAUUCGCGAGGAUGGUGGAUCCCCGGAACCCAAUCGUGUGUCGGACGCAGAAGACGAGGACCACGCGAUGAGACAACAACCCAAGAAACAAACCAGCGGGAAACUCAGUAACAGCAAGUCCUCCGGGAAGAACUCGAAGCACAACCGGUUGAGUAUCAACUCCCGUGAACGGCGGCGUAUGCAUGACUUGAAUGACGCUCUUGAUGAUCUCCGCUCCGUCAUCCCUUACGCUCAUGGCCCCUCAGUCCGCAAACUCUCUAAGAUCGCCACCCUCCUCCUUGCCAAGAACUACAUCCUGAUGCAGGCCAACGCCUUGGAGGAGAUGAAGAGAGUGGUCAGUUACGUCAAUCAGUCUCAGCUUCACAUCUCCCCGCCGCCUCCACCGCCCUACUUCAGCGGUUACCCGUUCCCAGGCUACCUGUCGACGUCACCGACCGAGAAGAACCCGGUAGUGCCGGCCUCGUCAUCGUCUGGUCCACCACCGGCCAUCGUGCCUGCAUUCCCGGCGAACAGGGACAGUAAUUUGACCGCAGCGUCGCCGGUACUCGUACAUCCCAUUCCGGUGACUAAAAACUCUUUUACAAAUCCUUGCCAUUAGUGCAUGGAAAACCCAGACAGCUUGAAAUUGUUCGCCAAAUAAACUGAUCCCCCAACAACUGUUUGUAUUUGAGACUUUGCCAUCAGACUUUGAAGUUGUAUUUAUUUAAUUAACAUGUUGGCUUUUGGGAGGACAUUUCCACUUUGUGGGUCGACUUCUAUAACCGGAUUACUGUUCGUCUCAAAGUUGUCUUUAUGAGAACAUGUUCAUAAUAACAAUUCCAUUUCUUAAUUGAAUAAAAUUAAACAUACGCUUUGGAAAAGUGUCAAGACGAUGUUGUUGAACAACUUUUAUAUUUAAGGCGGAAGGCGACUUAAUUUCUUUUGGCUUUUUAAUUAAAGGUGGCAAUAAAUUAAGCUUUUAUAAUAAAAGGCAAA